GUAGGUGUCACUCACUUAGCGGCUGUGCAGCACCUAGGUAAGGUACUGCGGUAACGCGCCGACAGAAGGAAACGGACAGCGCGCUGGCUGCCUCGACAAUGUGAACGUAUUGCACCUGCCAGGGAUGAAGCGAAGCAGAGCUUUGUCGUUUGAAGUCUUGCUAUUGAAAAUGCAAGAAGAAAAGAUGAGAAAAUACUCGUCAAUUCAGAAGACUGAUUAUUAAACGAAGAAAACGUUAUAUUUUUGUGCUCUUCCUUUCUUCGCUCUUUCUCGUCUCUGUUGUGCCCUGCGUAGCAGAAGCUCAACGGCUCGGAGAAUAUGCUCGUCUCGUCAGGGCGACUGGCCGGGGUGCAGCCCAUUGCAGGCGGUGUACUCGCUUUUGCAGCUCCUGGAUUGGGGUCACGGGCACUCCGGUAGCUCGAGGUGGUGGUAUCAUUAACGAAAGAGGAAGCUGAUCUGCGAUAACGUGGACCAGGGGAGGAUGCAAGGGGUGACGGUGACGGGCGAAGCGCCCAUGCUAAAUCAAGAAAGGAGAGAAGAGCAAAGGCCCCUGAAGCAGUCCCUUAGUGGUUCCCUGUGCAGAGAGUCCCAUUGGAAAUGCCUUGUUCUAACACUUCUGAUGUAUGGCUGCUUCGGAGUACUGGCUUGGUGCAGCCUCUACAAAAUCACCAUCUUGACGCUGGAUACAAAUUAUUUUGGAAUAUCUCGUAUCUACCAUGACAGUCCUUGUUCCAACGGUUACAUUUACAUACCCCUGGCCUUUCUUACCAUGCUGUAUGUGGUCUACUUGGUGGAGUGUUGGCACUGCUAUUCCAAAAACAUGACCCAGCACAAGGUGGAAAUUAGUACUGUAUAUGAACGCAUCCAACGAAUGCAGCAGUCUACUCCAUGCAUUUGGUGGAAAGCUAUUAGCUACCACUAUAUUAGGAGGACACGGCAGGUAACACGCUACAGGAAUGGUGAUGCAUAUACAACUACUCAGGUGUAUCACGAACGGGUUAACACUCACAUGUCCAGUUCAGAAUUUGAUUAUUCCCGUCAUGGAGUGAAAGAUGUCUCUAAGGAGCUCCUUGGCCUUUCAGAUUACCCUGCCACCAAACUUCGCUUUACUAAAUGCUUCAGCUUUGCUAAUUCAGAAGCUGAAACAUCAUACCUAACCCAGCGAGCACGAUUUUUUAGUGAAAAUGAAGGUUUGGAUGAUUACAUGGAGGCCAGGGAAGGGAUGCAUCUAAAAAAUGUGGAUUUUAAAGAGCAUAUGAUUGCCUUUCCUGAUCCAAGCCAUCCUCCCUGGUAUACCAGGAGAUACAUAUUUUGGUUAGCAUCUCUCUUCAUGCUUUCAUGGCCGCUGAGGGUCAUUGCAGAAUACCGUACAGCAUAUGUUCAUUAUCAUGUAGAGAAACUCUUUGGUUUAGAUGAGGGAGUACUCACUCCAGAAGAUACCGGAUAUAGCCGGAGAAUCUCAAGGGUUAACACUAUUGAUAUGACUGAACUGGAAUGGCAUAUUAGGUCUAAUCAACAGAUGGUUCCAAGUUACUCUGAAGCCUUGUUAAUGGAUAGUACGGUAGCCAAUGCUGGAUAUGCCGCCUACAUGCAGAACUGCCAGAGAUGCCGUCGAACAGUCAGCAGCUCUUCCCUUCCCUCCCGUUGUGCUCGAAGUGGCAAUUCCAGACUUCCUUUUAGUAGGAGUAGGUUCUCACUUGGACGUAUGCAGCCAUCUCGUCGUUCCUGCUUGUUUCGUAGCCUCAGUGGACGUGUAGAUGAAAGAAGCUUGUCAGAUGAGGCUGGAAUGCUGGAAGAGCCACCUUCAUAUCAGGAUGCCCUUUACUUCCCUGUUCUAAUAGUUCACGGGGAGGAAAACUGUAAUCGCAAUGGAGUGUUUCAACAAAGCAGACCCCCACUAUGAUCUUGUUUGGGUUUUGCAAGGAGGUUCUUAAAGCCACCAAGGACACAAUCAUGUAAAUAGCAGAGAUUGCAAGAUAAUGCUCUCUUUUUUCUACCUUUUUUUUUCUUCCUUCGUGAUACAAUGGUAGCAGACUUUGGCUGCAAAAUACCCAGUAUUUUUAAUACUGGAAUGGACACCACUAGGCCUUGUUUGGUGCAUGAACUGCAACAUUGAAAAAUCCCAUGGGAUUUUAAAUAAGAGCACAGAUAUAAAUUGCAGGCAGAUGCUCAGAGUACAUAAUCAAGGAGGCUUUUACUGAAUUAAACACAAAUUCUAAAUUGCUCUUAAUGCUUUCACAUUGUGUAGCAGUGCUCUUGUUUGUAUGUAUAUGUGUACAUACACUCACAGACACAUACACACACUUUUCCUUGCUGUUAUCAUUCAUUCCUUUGCUAAUCAAAUAUCACCUUUGGAAAAUAAACACCAAAAAGUCCUGAGGCAUUUUCUUCCAUCACAUAAUGAAUAUAUGGUGUUCAUGUAAUAGUUCAUCAGACAGCUUGGAGAUGGAAAGCUUUCAAAGUGUUCUUCUUGAGGUUUUGAAGCUAAUUAUCAUAUUUCAUGGCCUCUGAGACAUAGUUGUUUCUUCUGAGAAAUUUUAAAGGGCUUAAACUUUAAAAAUAAAUACAUCUGAAAAAUCUUAGAUACAGCAAAGAGAAAAGGAAAGUAAAAAAGGAAAGUCAAAGCUAUCAUUUUUGAGCAUCUUCUCUUCUGAAGAACAUGCAGUUUUACAUUGAUGAUCACAUUAUGAUGUGGAAAACAAUAUGGAUGCCUUACUCUACAUUGUAGCUGAUAAGUAACACAUAAACUAAAAUGUCAAACCAACACAAAGCAGAAAGUCUAAUUUUGUGCAAGUAUCAUUCCAAUGAGGUGUCAUUUUUCAAAUAUAUUUCUUAUUUCAUUUUUAGAAUUAGAAACUGUAAAGUUAACUUGAAAAAUGUCCACAGUAAUUAUUUUAUGUAUAUGUAGAGUUGUUUACCCUACUGACCACUGGCAGAACUGAAACCACUGAAUGUACACUUGAAGUUCUGUAGAAUGUCGACUUUGCUCAUCAUUUGUUCUGUGAUAGUCGUGCUGUAAAGGUAACUAUCCAGCUUCAAGCUUACAGUUUUUUUUUAUUCACCAAGAAUGUAACAAGAGGCUGCCCAGUAUGGUAAGUUGACAGAUUGUUUUGUUUUGACAGUCAUAUUGAAAUGUAGGGUGAUAAUAUAAAAAAUGAAUGCUUAACAUUUUUUGCAAGAUUAAAAAAUGUAUUAUGCUUAUUUUUUUAUCUUACCUUCUUAAUUAGGGGAAAAACAUGUGGAACAUUAGCUUGUGAUCUGAGUAAAGAUGGUCAUGGUUAAGGUGCCUUGUAUAUUUUAAAUUUGCAAGCGUAGGACAAAUGGUGUAUUCAUCUAAGUAAACUGAUUGUAUGUGUCAAGGUAUGUAUCUUUGCUUGAUUUGAAAUGGCCGGAGAAGUGAUAUACAUAAAACUUCAUGGAACUACAGAAUGUUAGAGAAAAUGUAUUGGAAGUACAAGUAUAAUUUUCAUACCCUUUACAGGGCAGGGUGAGACAAUCUAUUCUUCAAGCAAAUAGGUUACAUCUAGUAUCAAUUCACAUGCGACACUUCAUCAAAUCUUAAUUUUGCAUCAACUUCUGGACGUCUGUUAUUCUUGCCUUUUUAUCUAAACAUUCUGCUAACCAGUCAAAGCACCAAAAGAGGCUUCAAACCAUCUACUGAUGUUGCUCCAUCUACUGAAUAUAUAGUUAAUACAAGCUCAUUGAUGGUGCGUUGUUUACAUUUUUUCUGCAGUAUUUAUGUUUAUGCUCCAUCUGGCAUAGUCUUUGUAAUUUCUGUGGCACAGUACAUCAAACACAGCAUAGUAAUCAUUAUUGUUUAAAUCAGUCAGGUACAUAAAUCACUAGAACUUUUUGCUCAUCUUUUCAGUUUUAAUUUUUGUUUAAUAAUUAAGUUACUCUUAUGCAGUUUCUCAAUGGAAGAUAAUUUCACUUCCAAUACAUAUAUUAUCAAGAUGGAAAAAACAUAAAACCAAAUGGCCAUUAGUAUGUUUGCAUUUUUACAGUAAUUGUAUCAUCUUAAACCACUUUUUCCCAACUACAGUCUUCUAAACCCACCAGCAAUUUAAGAUUGUAAAUUUUUAUUUAGAAUAUAUUUUACCUCUUUUGAAAAAAAGUGACAAGGUUGUACAGUUCAGUCUGAACAUAAUUCAGGAGAUUUAAACAUAUAGUACUUAAUUUCAGCUUUGCCUUAAGGAGUGCUCUUGGGA
Polypterus senegalus (gray bichir) is the source of this 4208-nucleotide messenger RNA. Its product is annotated as transmembrane protein 151B-like. Bases 482 to 1903 code for a protein of 473 amino acids. The record is from RefSeq and is a predicted model, not a curated record. Lineage: Eukaryota; Metazoa; Chordata; Cladistia; Polypteriformes; Polypteridae. The transcript has 2 exons.